Messenger RNA from Gracilinanus agilis (Agile Gracile Mouse Opossum), 3228 nucleotides. Its product is annotated as KIAA0319 ortholog. The transcript has 20 exons. Bases 1 to 3228 code for a protein of 1075 amino acids. NCBI's taxonomy places the organism in Eukaryota, Metazoa, Chordata, Mammalia, Didelphimorphia, Didelphidae. The record is from RefSeq and is a predicted model, not a curated record. Gene Ontology annotation, biological process: negative regulation of dendrite development; neuron migration. Gene Ontology annotation, cellular component: plasma membrane; cytoplasmic vesicle.
AUGGACAGUAUUGGCAUCCUACAGCUCCAAGGGGUUCACAAAAAGCUGAAGAAGAAGCUGAACAAUAACUACUACUACUGUUACCUCUGUGAGCAGUGCAGGGAUGGAAGGACCUACUCAAACGCAGUCAUUUCCCCAAACCUGGAAAGCAUCAGAAUUCUGCGGGUGCCUCAAGCCAGUUCCAUGGCCGCCUGCACCGUCGCCUGCUGUGACUUCCCCAGCUGUGACCUGGCUUGGUGGUUUGAGCACCGGUGCUAUGUUGUGAACUGCCAGCACCAGGACAGCUGUGAGCCCAAGACCAUAGACCCCGUCCAGUCCUACCUCACUUUUGUGCUGCGGCCAGCCCGGAGGCCACCCUCCCUGCUAGGAUAUGCACAGAGGAUGCCAAGCAGGCUUCGUCCGUCCGAGGAAGCCAGCAGGCCUAGAGAUUUACCCUUCUUGGGGAAGGGCCAUGGCUUAGAGGAGCUGCCCGAGUACGGGGAUGAUUACAGGGAGACGGAGCAGGACUCCUUCCAGGCCAGCGGCAAGCAGGUGCCAAAGGGUGCUGCUGAAUACACAGACUGGGGUCUGCUGCCAAGUGCCGAAGGACCUUUCAAUUCCUCGGGGGGAAAUGGCCGUUCUCUGGAAGAGGAAGGAAAUGGAAAUGCCAGGUUAGAUUACCCAGCGAGGGGGAAUGAGUCAGAGUGGGCCACUGUCCUGGAUCAUUUUCCUGAGGGGAGAUUGUCACCAUCCUUGGAGAACAUCCCGCUGCCUGGAAAGAUGCGUGAAAAGGAGGAAGCCUUUCCUGGGCAGACUGGCAACAGCUCUGGAGAAGAGGUUCUAAUGCCUUCCCAUAAUCCUCCUUCAGCCAACCUGGAGUUCAGUCCAACCAGCAUGGAGAAAAGCCCCAAUCUAACAGUAACCCAGCGGAGCUCAGAUCGUGACACUGAAGUAUUUCCCACUGACAUUGGCCCCUCUCAGUCCAUCCUAACUGAGCAACCCACACCUCCUCCCACUGCUCCAAAGACAGUCCAAGAGCUCCUGGUAUAUGCUGGAGACAACUUACUGAUCACUUUACCCCAAAAUGACGUUGAACUGAAAGCCUUUGUUGUACCAGCAUCCUCUUCAGAAACAAAUUACAACUAUGAGUGGAGUUUGAUAAAUCACCCUGUGGACUAUCAAGGUGAAAUUGAACAAAAAUACAUGCAGACACUCAACCUUUCUCAGUUGUCCGUAGGCUUCUAUUCCUUCAAAGUGACUGUUUCUGGUGAAAAUGCUUUUGGAGAAGGAUUUGUAAAUGUCACUGUUAAGCCAGCAAUGAGAAUCAAUCAGUCUCCUGUAGCAGUAGCUUCUCCUCAAGUACAAGAGCUCACCUUGCCUGCCACCUCAGCCUUCAUUGAUGGCAGUCAAAGCACAGAUGAUACUAAAAUCGUGAGCUACCACUGGGAAGAAAUUCAAGGCCCCCUAAGAGAGCAGAAGACAUCAACUGAUUCCCCAGUCUUGCAUUUAUCUGAUCUUAUUCCUGGGAAUUAUACUUUCAGGUUAACAGUAAUAGAUUCCGAUGGAGCUGCAAACUCCACCACUGCAUUUCUAAUAGUCAAUGGGCCUAUAGACUAUCCACCCUUUGCCAAUGCAGGACCAAAUCAGGUGAUAACUUUACCGAAGAACUUCAUUACCCUCAAUGGAAACCGGAGCAGUGAUGACCACCAAAUUGUCAGCUAUGAGUGGGCUUUGAGCCAGCGUAGUAAAAGCAAAGAAGUAGUCAUGCAGGGAGAGAAGACGCCAUACCUUCAGUUGUCUUCUAUGAAAGAAGGAGAUUAUAUAUUUCAGCUGACGAUCACAGAUUCAUUAAGUCAGCAAUCCACUACUGAGGUCAAUGUGAAGGUCCAGCCUGAAAACAGUCCCCCUAUUGCUGUGAUUGGUCCAGACAAAGAGCUGAUAUUUCCUGUGGAAAGCAUGGUCCUCGAUGGAAGCAGAAGCACUGAUGAUCAGGGCAUCAUUUUUUAUCACUGGGAAAAUAUCAGUGGCCCAAGUGCUGUGGUGAUUGAAAACAUUGAUCAACCUGUAGCCACAGUUACCGGACUGCAGGUCGGCACCUACCACUUCCGACUGACAGUGAAAGACAGCCAGGGCUUGAGCAGCAUGGCCACCCUCUCAGUGGCUGUCAGAGAGGAAAACAACAUUCCUCCUCGAGCUUGGGCUGGUGGCAAACAUAUUCUUGUGCUUCCCAAUAACACCAUUACUUUGGAUGGUUCAAGGUCUACUGAUGACCGAGGAAUCGUGUCUUAUCUGUGGAUCCGGGACAGUCAAAGUCCAGCAGCUGGAGAUAUAAUCUACGACUCUGACCACAGUGCAUCUCUGCAGCUCAUUAAUCUGGUGGAAGGAAUCUAUAUUUUCCACUUGAAAGUCACAGACCUCCAAGGAGACUCUGACAUUGAUACUGCUACAGUGGAAGUACGGCCUGACCCUAAAAAGGGAGGCUUGGUAGAGCUGAUAUUGCAGGUGGAAGUUGGGCAACUGACCGAGCAGCAGAAGGACAUGCUUGUGAGGCAGCUGGCAGCGCUACUGAAUGUACUAGACUCUGAUAUCAAGAUACAGAGGAUCCAGGCUCAUUCUGAUAUCAGCACCGUGAUCACAUUCUAUAUGCAGGGCGGCCAGCCUCCCCGAGUCAUCCAGGGUGCUAAGGUGGCCCAGACUUUGCGUGCUCAGCUCUUAAAGGAAAAGGAAGACUUCUUAAUUUUUAAGGUCCUGAGAAUAGACACAGAAGUUUGCCAUUUGGAAUGUUCUGGCCAUGGCCACUGUGAUCCCAUUACGAAGAGCUGCAUCUGCUACCAGUUGUGGAUGGAAAACCUGAUCCAGCGCUAUCUCAGUGAUGGAGAAAGCAACUGUGAAUGGAGUAUUUUCUACGUGACCCUGCUGGCUUUGACUCUGAUCAUAAUAAUGGUGAUUUUCACUUGGCUUUGCAUCUGCUGCUGCAAGAGACAGAAAAGGACUAAAAUAAGAAAAAAAACAAAAUACACCAUCCUGGAUAAUAUUGAUGACCAAGAAAGAGUGGAGCUAAGACCUAAAUUUGGAAUUAAACAUCGAAGCGUAGACCAGAACUCCAGUCUGAUGGUAUCGGAGUCGGAAUUUGAAAGUGAUCAAGAUACGAUCUUUAGCCGAGAGAGUGGAAUGGAGAAUUCAAAGAACUCUGUGUUUGGAUCCAUCAAAAAUGGAAUUACUUUCAGCUAUUGCUCCAAGGACAGAUAG